AUGGCAGGCGGAGACUACCACCCAUACAAGGUCGACCCGGCCCUCGACCGAUGGCAGAACAUGCACUCGACCAUGUACCAGCGCUUCAAGUUCACACCGGCCAAGACCCGCGCCAUCCUCCUCUGGGGCGCCACGGUGCCGGUGUUGACCUACUACCUCGCGGCCUACUCUGAUGCUCGCUGGGACCUCCGAGGAAAGACCCGGGACGACUCGCUCCUCCGGAAGCCCCCGGCGGCUCCGGCCAAGGAGAAGUCGGACGAGUAA
Pseudozyma flocculosa PF-1 is the source of this 264-nucleotide messenger RNA. RefSeq lists its product as uncharacterized. The transcript is spliced from 4 exons. The coding region runs from base 1 to 264 and encodes 87 amino acids. The record is from RefSeq and is a predicted model, not a curated record. Lineage: Eukaryota; Fungi; Basidiomycota; Ustilaginomycetes; Ustilaginales; Ustilaginaceae.